UACUGGGAGAAACGGUACUUAAGUUUUUAUUUUUCCAUUUAUCGGACAGCAUUCUCGAAUCCAGCGUGGAAUACAACUUUGCUAUACUUGUCCUGAAUGUUUUCAUGAAAUUAAUUUCUGCGGAAUGUGUCCUGACGUCAUAGCGUGCGCAUUCUUCUCGUAAGAAAUCAACCAAGAACCUAAAAAGCCAUCUGGCACCUGCAAGCAGCAAUCCUUCAGAUAUGUGGAGAACCUAUCAAUGGUUGAGCAGCCUCCGAACUUUGCACAUAUUUUUUGAAGGCCAACAACACUUCCGUGUCCGAGAAGCAAACCCGCUUCUUUCCGCUUCGUGUUCACACAAAAUAACACACAUAAACAUCCAACAAUGUCACCUCAAGCUGUAAACGAUGGAUCUGUCACCUCGAUCGAUAAGAAGGUCCGCGAUGAAGUCCGCACUAUUGAUUUUCUUCAUCAUGAGCACGAACACCAGAACAACGGCUGGGGGCGCGGUAUCGUAAAAGAUUUUCGUAAGACAAUCGGAACUCACUGGGUCAACGAAAUGACCAACUUUAACCAGAAGUCGAUUGCUGUUUCCUUUUUCAUCUUCUUUGCGGCUGUCGCUCCCGCGAUUACUUUCGGUGCCGUCUAUUCCAAGACUACUAAUGAUGCCAUUGGCGCUGUCGAGAUGCUCAUUGCGACUGCUUGGUGCGGAAUUGUCUACGCACUUAUGGGAGGACAGCCCAUCAUGAUCAACGGUGGAACCGGUCCCGUUCUCGCCUUUAGUGCCGUGCUCGUCGACAUUGCCGACAACAUGGACGUCAACUUUUUGACUUUAAAUGCCUGGACUGGUCUCUGGGUUGCAGGAUUUUUGUUCAUUGCGGCUUUUGUUGACUUAAACCGUCUCUUGAAGCAUGCUACUCGCUUCACCGACGAAAUCUUUGCCCUGUUAAUUGCGUCCAUCUUCGUGAUUGAUGCCCUUGGUAGUCCCUUUUCUGAUGUAGGUAUUUACUGGUACUUCACCCGCAGCCAUGAUUCGCAUGACGAAUUCGAAGACCAGGAAGACUACUCAUACAUGGCCACAGCCUUUCUCAGCGCCGUUCUCUGUCUGGGAACAACCUGGUUGGCCUUCUUCCUGAGGGAUAUUAAGUUUUCGCCCUACUUUCCCAACGAUUCUUGGCGCACUCUCAUCUCCGAUUUUGCCGUGGUUGCCUCCAUUCUGAUCUGGACUUUGAUUGCCAACGGGCUCUUCGACAAUGUUGAAGUGGAGCGCCUCAAUGUCCCGGAUAGUAUCACGCCGACUCAAAUCUGCUGCACCGCCGAUUGCAUGACGUCGUUCCCCGAUGACUGUCCCGAUAUUACACCGUACGGACGCCGUUCCUGGAUUGUGGACCUUGGUGCCGUCAAUGGAAAGUCUUGGAUCCCUUUUUUUGCCGCCAUUCCGGCUCUUUUGGCAUUUAUCCUUGUUUUCUUGGAUGAUGGUAUUACCUGGCAUUUGAUCAAUCACCCUAGCAAUAAGCUUACUCACGGAGAUGCUUACAACUGGGACACGGUCGUUAUUGCUGCUAUGAUCGCCGUCAACUCGAUGCUUGGUCUUCCCUGGUUGGUCGCCGCCACUGUCCGAUCCCUCACCCACGUCAAUGCUCUCGCCGAACGUAGUGAGAACGGCAAAAUUAUCAGUGUGCAAGAAACACGCUUGACGCAUUUGGGUAUUCACUUGCUUGUGCUCGCUGCUCUCUUUGCAUUGGAUGUGCUCAAGCUCAUCCCUGUGCCAGUCUUAUACGGAGUCUUCUUGUACAUGGGAGUGGCCAGCUUGGCCACCAACCAGUUCUUCCAGCGCUUUCUGAUGUUUUUCAUGCAGCCCUCCAAAUAUCCGGAUGAGCCGCACACCAAGUUCAUGGCUCCAAAACGUAUGCAUCUAUUCACAGGUAUUCAGCUUGGACUUUUUGUGAUCUUGACUGUCUUCCGAUCCAUCUCUGUGAUUGCCAUUGCCUUCCCGAUCGUCAUCAAGGCCUGCAUUCCAGUCAGGAUGUACAUGUUACCACGUUACUUCACCGAAGAAGAGCUCAUCAUGAUCGAUACCGAUGAUAGUAUCGUCGACGAGUAUCUCAGUUACAAGGAGUUCAGGGGCGAGAAAAUUCCGGUCCGUCACCGAGGCCAGCAAGAACCCGAGGAAGUGCCCAUGGUCCGCAUUACGGAGCACCCGAACUUACAUGUUGCUGCAGAUGACGGCAGCUCAGAAAAUUCUGGCAACAAGGUUUGAAAUCCAUAAGAAAGCACAACGAUUCAAUAACAUCAAAUUUGUCCGUGCCAGUCUCGCAAGAUCAUGCCGCCCGUUCCAGUUCUAGAGAAACUAAUUUUGCAGGUAAUGAGAAACGUUUUAUCCAUAUUCCCAAACACCUAGUGUCUCUUUGAUCUUGUAGACUUUGACGCGCUUGAGUGUACAACGCAGACUUCAUCCGCCUCAAAUGAGAUGUCAAGAAUGACAUUUCAAUGAAAACAAAUUGCAACGAGUUCAACCGCAUUUUAUUUGCUGAUCUUACGGUUUCGUCCGUCACGCACGUUACGUUUCCAUUCAGGCGGCAAAUCGUUCCAGGGAAUAUCGUGUCCAUCCUGACCACCCAGUAGCUCCCGAUACGUUUCAACCGGGACUGCUUGGCGGAGCUGCCAUAGGACACCACUGGAGACUUGCCCGCGUUUACAGGCUUCCCGAAAAACAGUAGGUGCGAAGCUACGAUCCUUGACCAAAAGAUUGGCACACGCUUUUAAGACAGUCCCAAACGUAAAGUGGUCAGGACCGUAGUCGCGAAGCACUUUAUGAUACAGUUUCUUGACGAGUUCUAGCACUCGUGGCGUGGAUCUAGACGUUGCGCAUGCGUUCAGUAAAUUAUUGAAGGUAUAGCGAUUUGGCAAUACAUCAUUUUCUUUCAUUUUCAGAAAUACCUUGUACGCUUUCAGCGCUUUGUCCUCUUCUUUCGAUACAGCAUAUGCAUGAAUGAGAGUCGAAAAAGAAAUAGCGUUGGGCUUUAGCGACAUAUCUUGUGUCUUUUCAAAACGAAUCAAAACUUCUUCCAAUAACGCAUAGGCUCGAUCCACGCGUCCAGACUGACUCCAAGCGUCCAUAGAGGUUGUGUAAGAACGCGCAUUGGGUGAAAUUCCGCGAGUUUGCAUUUUGUCCAGCAUAGCUUGUACCUGUUCACCGGCAUCCGCGUUUCCCGACCGCGCUAUCGCGUGCAACACGUUAUUGUAAGAAAUGACAUCAGGUUGCAUUGGAAUGGAUGCCAAGAUAUCUAGACAUUCAGAUACAGCCACUUCGCCACCACAUUUGGCAUAGGCAGAGAGCAAGGUAUUAUACGAAAUCAAGUUUGGUUCCAGAGCCAAAUCGCCAGUUACCAGGAACGCACUCUCCAAGUCUUCAAGGAUCUUUUCGGCCCGUCGAGCCGCCUCUAAGUUUCCUUUGCGAGCCAGGGCAUCCAUGACGGUACUGUAGCUACGUACGUUCGGUUUGAUGCGGACCCGUGGAGGGCCUUGCGAAAUCUCUAUAUCCGACAGGGUUCCAUCCGAAAGGCGAUCGUACCAUGCCCGAUUGGCUUCGACUUGACUUUCGCAGAGAUCCUUCAUAUCCUGUAAAAGCUGCUCCGCUACUUUGGUUGAGGGGACUUGAAGAAUGCGGGCCGGGGUGACUUUCGCCACGGCUUUGAUUACGGAGUUGUAAGCAACGGUAUCGGGACGUUUCAUAUUUCGCAAGGUCUCCAGGGCCAGAGUGGCGGCGGUCACAUUCCGCUGGCGAGCGCACUGUGAUGCCCAAUCCGCCAACUGUAGAUUUAUUUGGUAAGUUUCUUUAUCUUCGUCGUGUUCCAAAGUCUCUGAAGCGGAUUGAUUAUGAAUGUGUUGAGCGGGAUCGCCGGACUUGACGGAAGCUGAGCGUGAAGAGGCAUAUAGCGGUAUUUGCGUUCUCAGGAUCAAGGACGGCACGCCGUGCUCUCGGAGCUGAGCGCCUGUGGACGGUGUCCAGCUUUCCGUAAACGUCAAUAGUAACAUGAGCGCGUUGCAAAGUACGACCCAUUGAUUCAUACAACUAAGAUUGACACGGGUACGGAUUCUCAUUCUGGCAAGCGGCCUGCCUUGAGAAAAAUUAGGUCUUUUCGUAAUCGGCCCGUCGAACGAAAGAGCCUCAUAAUUUUGGUCCGCAGCUACCAUGAAAGCACCCUUUGACAAAAAAGCGUCUUCAAGACCCUCGAAGACCCGACUGUUCGUUGUCGUUUCCGUUAGCUGUG
Phaeodactylum tricornutum CCAP 1055/1 is the source of this 4253-nucleotide messenger RNA. RefSeq lists its product with no specific name. The transcript has 2 exons. Bases 365 to 2239 code for a protein of 624 amino acids. Gene Ontology annotation, cellular component: plasma membrane. NCBI's taxonomy places the organism in Eukaryota, Bacillariophyta, Bacillariophyceae, Surirellales, Neidiaceae. The record is from RefSeq and is a predicted model, not a curated record. Gene Ontology annotation, molecular function: solute:inorganic anion antiporter activity. Gene Ontology annotation, biological process: transmembrane transport; monoatomic ion homeostasis; monoatomic anion transport.